GAUUGCGAGCCUCAGAAGUGCGGUGAUCAGGGAUUUCGUUGUGUGGUCUGUUUUGCUGGAUAGAAUGGGUGGUUCGGCUUCUUGUUCGUUUCAAAUGCUAGUGAGAGGAGAGGGUUGUGGAUAUGGAUGGAUAUUUUUGUUUCUGUGUGCGCUCUCUCGCGUGAUAGCGCGAGAGUUCCAGCCUUCGCUACAUUUGCUUCUGCGAGGAGGAUACAGGGGACUGAAUGUGCCAUCACUUGGCAGGCUGACAGUGUGGGCGAAUCUGGAAAUCAUGAUAGAAGGAGCGGGGGUGGUAGGGCUGGGCAUUGAUAAGACGACAAUGCCGUCCAACAAUUCCAUAGGCCAUAGAGCAGAGUAGACACUCCCCCAAAAACAGUACCAACUGAUCUGGCCUCGAACUCGGCCUUUGCAUCACCAGAGCCUCAUCGUAGUCAUCGCAGUCUAGGCAGCUAGCCCUAGGCAGAGAUCCGUCUGCAAUGAUGUCGAAAAGCCAAUCACAUGAGGAAUAAAGUGCCU
This is a messenger RNA of Aspergillus brunneoviolaceus CBS 621.78, 516 nucleotides long. RefSeq lists its product as uncharacterized. The record is from RefSeq and is a predicted model, not a curated record. The transcript is spliced from 3 exons. The coding region runs from base 65 to 358 and encodes 97 amino acids. NCBI's taxonomy places the organism in Eukaryota, Fungi, Ascomycota, Eurotiomycetes, Eurotiales, Aspergillaceae.